AUGAAACAGUUAUUUACUAUCAGUGGACGAUAUGCUGCCACUGAGGAUGUAUCAAUUACACCACAGGCACUCGGUUUAUCAUGGAAUACACGUUUAAAAGGUUUUGGCAUAUGUUUACUUAUUGCUUUGAUACUUGGCAUUGUCGCGGUUGUUAUCUAUUUUCUUAGUGGUAAUAUCUCUGGUUUUGCCGUUCUUUAUAGUUUUGCAGUUAUUUUUGGUCUUGCAUCUACACUGUUUUUAAUGGGGCCAAUGAAUCAAUUAAAGAAAAUGUUUGAUCCUUCUCGAUGUAUUGCUACAAUUAUUUUUCUUGUAUGUGUUAUCAUGACACUUGUAUCAGCUAUUGCCAUAAAAAUAGCUGCUCUUGUUCUUUUAUUUAUUAUUCUACAAUUCCUUGCUCUACUGUGGUAUACACUUAGCUACAUUCCAUUUGCGCGUACAAAAAAAAGCCCAUUAAUUUCUAUACCAUUCCUUAAAAAACGACUGCGACGUAUAACUGCUUUAGGUCUUCAUAAUUUAACAGUAAAUGAAUUUAAUUUUACUGUUCAUUUUACCUUACAUCGAAAUGAAACUACUGUUGCUUUUUAUACAAGUGAAUCAGUUGUAAAUCAACAUAGUCCAGAAUGGUCCUACCUGAAAUUUCCAACCACUGUGCAAUGUUUACAAGAAUUCUUCAUGCGUGUAUGGAUAACAUCUUCAAAUCAUUCUCGUUUAUUUCUUGAAUAUGAUAUUCAUCUUGAUGAGUCUCUUAUUCCUGAUGAACAGAAAAAUGAAAUUAAUAAAGAUAAUAAUAGUCUUUGGCUUGAAAUGUUUGGUUAUCGAUUUACUGAUACUGAUGAUAAAACUAAUAUUCAAGAGAAUGAUGUAGAAUUUAUAUCAACCGAUAAGAAAAAACGUAUUUCAUUUACUAAAUCAUAUAAUAAAUUAAGUAUAAUACGUAUGAAUAAUAUUAUUCAUGCAAUUCGUACUGAAAAACAAGCAUCAUUAGUAUAUUUACAACGACUACAAGCAUUUGUUGAUGCAAAUAAAGAUUAUCUAUCAAAAAUAAGAGAACGUGAAUCACGUCAAUUACAUAUUGAAAAUUUAAAAAAAUAUUUAUAUUUUCAAACAUAUAUAUAUCAACAACGUUUAAAUGCUAAUCAACAAAAACAAAAGAACAUUGAAGAAAGAAAAAAACAAUUAAAUCAUAAUUUAUCACAAUUAAUUGUUGAACAAGAAGUGAUUAAUUUAUAUAAUAAUAAUUUAAAUCAAUCAAAAUCUACUCUUCAUACUUUAACACAAAUAAUCUCUUAUCGACAAAAAGAAAUCAUAAAUGAAAUCUAUCAUUACAUUUAUCCCAUUGAUAAUGAUAAUCAAAAUGAAUAUUAUAUAGCGAAUAUUAAAUUACCCCAAGCAGAUUCUAAAAUCUAUCAAUCUGGAUUGUAUCGAGAACACGAUCAUGAAAUAGCGGCAGCUGUUGGAUAUUGUUCACAUUUACUUCUUAUUAUUUCACAACUUAUUCAAUUACCAUUGAGAUUUCCUAUUGAUUAUCAUGGAACAUCAGCAAUUAAAAUAUAUGAUUAUAGUUUAGAAAUAAAUGAAUUUCCUCUGUAUCCUACAACUAAUCUAAGUGCUUUUCGAUAUGGUUUCUAUUUACUCAAUCGAAAUAUUGGUCAAAUUAUGUAUCAUUAUCAUAUAGGUGAUCGUAAUACUGAUUUUCGCAAUACAUUAGAAAAUUUAAAGGAAUUAAUUGAACAGUAUUUUAUUAAUUCAACUAAUAAUAAUCAAAUUCAACAUUAUCCUGCACUUCAAACGAUGAAAUCAACUAAUUAUAAUAAUAAUGAUGAUGAAGAUUUCAUUGGUAAAAAACAAAAUGCCAAUGUUUCAUCUUUAUCAUCUUUUUCAUCAACAUCAUCUCUUAAUGAGAAUAAUGAUUAUGAUCAACAUGGAGAUAUGGAACUAUUUCCACAAAUCAAAACAAAUAAACCUCGAUUAGCCAUGCAGAUUUCACAACAACAAUACGAUUAA
Molecule: messenger RNA, 2004 nt
Organism: Rotaria sp. Silwood1
Lineage: Eukaryota; Metazoa; Rotifera; Eurotatoria; Philodinida; Philodinidae
Source: the annotation of a GenBank genome assembly